AUGUCAUCGCGUCGUAGUCACACGAAGUCUCGAAAGGGGUGUUUGGAGUGUAAAAGGAGACAUGUAAAGGUCAGUAUCAACAAGAUUGCUCCCCGGAACCUGUCGGGCGUGUUGCAUGUGGCUCAGGCGGACGGCAGUUAUCAACCAGCUGAGACUCAUAUUCUGACACAACGAUAUCCUCCGCCAAAUGAAGACGAGGACAGCCCCGGGGCCUCAUCUAGCGCCCUUGAUGAAACAGAUAGUGGCACUGUGACCCCAUCAAGGGAUUUCCCACAGGCAACACGCUUGCUUGAGACGAGAUUAUUCCACCAGUAUAUGACUUCAACGUACCACACUCUGUCACAUGAUGGACUAUCAGCACACCACCUCUCCAUGACGAUUCCUCACAUGGCCGCAUCUUGUCCUUACCUGCUUGACAGUAUCCACGCAUUUUCAGCCUUACACUUGGCCUCGGUUGAGACUGAUAAUCGGGAUUCAUGGCUGAACCAUGCCGUGCAAUAUCAGAGCCAGGCAUGUGCUGGAUUGAGCAAGGUUCUUCCGGAAAUCUCACCGCCAGAUUACGAACCCGCAUUCGUCUCGUCCAUCAUAAUAAUGCUUUUCGCCAUGGGAUCUCGAGUAUUAUCUCUUGAAACACGACCUCUGGACCCGCUUUCGGUAGUUCUUGAGGCUCGCACAUUGAUGUCUGGCCCCGCCAUGCUUCUUUCCCGGAUAGUUGAAGCUGGGGUUGACUCGCAGCUGGAUGGAUGGCUGUGCGCUCCUGGGACACAAGAAAUUCUCGAAGCUGGGAAAUAUGAUCACGGCAGCAACCCGGUCGAAAGCACACACGUAUUAUUCACCCUCCACAAGGACAUAGUAACGUCGCUGGUUCGACUUCAUUCGAUUAUUGACACAAGAGAAGGAUCGGAUCAACCGAUCUACUUAGCCACAUGGCAGCAGCUUCAUCAGGCCAUCGAACCGUGGCCAAAAAUCGGACCACAUGGCGGUCCCCUUGCGUGGCCCUUAUUCCUCUCCGACAAGUUUUCAUCAUUACUUAAACAUGGCGACUGGAUCGCCCGAAUUCUGUUUCUACAUUUUGGAAUAGCUAUGCGUCUCUUGUGCCAUCGAUGGUACGUGCGGGACUGGGGUCGUCGGCUAGUGUUAGCCACGCUGGAAGCACUGGACAACGUUCCUCAGGAGUGGGAGGAAACUAUUUCUUGGAUAAGACAAGCCGCUGCAAGAGAGGACUAG
Molecule: messenger RNA, 1227 nt
Organism: Penicillium verrucosum
Lineage: Eukaryota; Fungi; Ascomycota; Eurotiomycetes; Eurotiales; Aspergillaceae
Exons: 4
Coding region: 1-1227 (408 amino acids)
Biological process (GO): regulation of transcription by RNA polymerase II
Molecular function (GO): DNA-binding transcription activator activity, RNA polymerase II-specific
Source: RefSeq, a predicted model, not a curated record